GUUGUUAGUUUGGCUCAUCUCUGGUUCGCGCAUGCUAUGGCUUUUGAGGACGAAGAAGGGAAAACACCCCGUACGGACGAGGAAGCUGCGGCAUGUACUUGUCUAUUUUUUGCUCCUUUGUCAAAUAAAAGGACCUAUGUAUAUUUUUAAUUAUUCUACUGUAACUAAGUAAGUAACUACAUCAGGUGGAGGGAGUUGUAUUCUGGAUUAGUGACCAAAAUUGUGAUUUCCUUUUUGCCUUUUUCUAGUUGGGACCUUGUUUGUGUGGCGGUGAUAUGGAGGCACCCUAUCACCUUAUCCCUAUGAUCCCUCUCCUAUUCACUGGAAUUUAUUCUACAAGUGAGAAGAUGGUCUACUUCACGUCUUUUUUGAUCGGCUUACUUACUUCAACUUACAGUGGUCAACGUUUUGUUUUUGAUUGUAUCAAAUUUGAGGAUCGAUAUAUACGACUAUUCUUCAAGGUUUUUCCGAACUCGAGACUCGUGGAGCCUUUUACGUUCUCGAGUACCUGAGUCACGAAGUGCGCGAACUCCAAGAGUCAAUUGCCUCAUUAGAACGAGCAUGCAAAGACGACUUUCCACCACCACCUCCGCUUCCUGCGUCAUCUUCGGUAUAGUACAUUUAGUGAGUGAAGUUGUCUUAUAGAAGCUGAUUUUUGACAGUAAUUGACUAGUUCUCACACCUCUUCUAGCUGAGUGAUGGCUUCACUUUAUCUUUGUCAUCAUUAUUAUAGCUUUUUUUGUUUGUCAGGAUAGACUGACCUUAGAACAAACACCACCUCUAGUAUCGGCACAAUCAUCAUCAUCAUCAUCAAUCCGCGAACAGCAUGGUAUCUGAGAAGACAAGCGCGGUUUGGCCCGCCAUUGGGCUAGUAGAAUUUAAUGGGACCACACAAGGAGAAGUGCAUUAAAAAGGUGAAGAAAUGAGAUAUAGAAGGGGCGUGCAAAUAAUUAAGUCUGACCUCAACCUCGUGCUAGGUAAAUGAAUGAAUGAAUGAAACUUACAGGCUACCCGCAAAGAAGACGGCGAUUUUGUGGACCAGGCAUGUGAUGAUCAUGGUAGUGCGCGGCGUGUGCGAGUUCCCCCUCCCCUUUCUCGCGGGUCCAUCGGCCAUCCUCAUAGAUGCGGGUGGGCUUGCCGUUUUUAUGAUGCUGGUCGAAGAUUAUCUUCUCCACCUUGUAGUACUAGUAGUUUCACUCGAGGAGACCCUAAUACAGCACCUCCUGAUAAGAAGAAUGCAUGGCCACGACCAGGUGUAUUACUUUUAGUUGUUGUAGAGGUAGGAGUGGUGGUAGAGCUAGGAGUGGUGGUAGAGGAAUAACUUCAGCAGCGGUCCCUCAACCUUGAACCUUAGUGCCUGUUCUCACGAUCUUUGGGGGCUUAGAUCUAGUGGAAAGUAUGCACCAUGUGAGUGAAUGAAUGAAUGAAUGAAUGAAUGGAUGCCCCAUAAUUAACUUUUUUGUGAUGGUGGUCUAUCUCUAUCUCCUCUAACCUCUUGCCUUCAAAGCGGGCGGAUGUGUCUAUGAGGCGAACUGCACGCGCUGCCACCUGUGUGCUUGGUCGAAGAAGGGGAAGCUUCUGCGUGCGAAAAAAGUAAGGAAGGAAGACCUCGCUUCGCGAGAGUCGUUGCUACAAUCUUUAAGGGCUCUCCUACUCGUCCAUCUUUGGAAGAAGCUUAAGGAUCAUGCAUCCCGAGACCGUUUUACAGGGGGAAGAGGUCCUCUAAGGAUGCUUUUCAAGAUGGAUCAUUAGGGUGAGCUCUAAUAACUUCUGCUGUAGAUGAUGAAGAACAUCUUCAAGAACACGAUGUCGAGGAGACUGACAAGGAAAAAACGUUAUGGUGUGAGUGUCAACUACACUACUACUCUCAACAAGACUACUCCCAGAAUUGAACUUAUUUUCAUGCUUUUGGAAGCACAAUUCUAGUCCUGCUCGAUACAAGAAGAUCCAAUUUGAUGAUGCCAGAGAACUAUCCUUUCCUGAAGACUAUACAUCUCCUUCUCUUUCUCUAUUGACAAAGACUUACCUCUUGUUACACCGACUUUGAUAAAGAUUGGAUGGCCUCAAAAGUAGACAUUAAUAGCUGUACACAAGAGGCGCCACGACAUGACGCUGUCUUCUAAGACAACAUCGCUCUUGGCUUUUUCUAAAAGAUAGAGACCGUUCUUGUUUGGCUCAGGUGAGGGACCUAGUUCGCGGCGUUGCGCAAGAGUUUCCUAUUCCCGGCGCUGCGCCACAUGGCAGCACCACGGAACUACAAGAGGAUGUUGAUCAAGGUGUGACUGGCGGUCCUCGUGCUGCUGAUGCAGGAGAUGAACAACCUCAAGCCACAAAAACAGUAACAAGCGCAGAGAGAUCAUCCGGAGAGUCAGGCGCCUGCUCAGGUGCAAAGGCAUCGAGACCCUCGGAUGAAGUCGAGGAAAGAAAGACACUCUCAGAAAGGCAACGA
Messenger RNA from Amoebophrya sp. A25, 2449 nucleotides. The record is from the annotation of a GenBank genome assembly. NCBI's taxonomy places the organism in Eukaryota, Dinophyceae, Syndiniales, Amoebophryaceae.